CCCAUAGUAUCAAAAAAAAAAUGCAGUAACCUGUAAAACUGAACUAACACAGCACAGUGGAGAAGACCAUAACAUCAUCAUAAUAAAAACAGUAAACAGUACUGACAGUAAAAUAAUAGCUAUAACAGUAUAAAUAACAAUAACAAGAACCAUACCUUAUGAGUGAAUAUAUAGAUCGUCCUCGUUCUGAAUUAACAGAAUUAGAAUUACUGAAACUUGAAGAAUUUGAAUUUACUCAUGGACCUAUGUCAUUAAUUCAAAAUGCUAUAAAUAAUCAAAGUCCAGUAGUUAUAUCAUGCAGAAAUAAUCAUAAACUUAUAGCGAAAGUUAAAGCAUUUGAUAGACAUUGUAAUUUAGUAUUAGAAAAUGUUAAAGAAUUAUGGACAGAAACUGUUAAAAAUAAUAAGGGUAAAAAGAUUAAAUCUAUAUCAAGAGAAAGAUUUAUAUCGAAACUUUUCUUACGAGGAGAUUCAAUAGUUAUAAUUUUAAAGGCAUAAUUAUAAUUAAUGAUAUAUAUAGUUAUGGGUGUAUUAUUACUUAGAUAGAAAUUAUAUUAAUAU
Molecule: messenger RNA, 560 nt
Organism: Scheffersomyces amazonensis
Lineage: Eukaryota; Fungi; Ascomycota; Pichiomycetes; Serinales; Debaryomycetaceae
Gene: SMD2
Product: mRNA splicing protein
Exons: 2
Coding region: 159-497 (112 amino acids)
Biological process (GO): spliceosomal snRNP assembly; RNA splicing
Cellular component (GO): U1 snRNP; precatalytic spliceosome; pICln-Sm protein complex
Molecular function (GO): RNA binding
Source: RefSeq, a predicted model, not a curated record